CUUCAAAACCCCCUCCAGAUGGACGAGACUUUCCCUCCUGCCCCAGAAGGUCCGCGAUCCCCCAGCCCCAAAGCCGGCCGCUUUGCUGAACGUUCACCAGAAGGCAGGAACCCGCGACGGCUCAGCCGGCGCACACGGGGCGGGGCCCGGGGCAAUUGACUCAGAGCCGGGCCCCGCAGGGAAGAGGCGGGCGGCUGCGCUUUGUUUUGGUUGCCCCAGCACGCGGGCUCCGUGCGGGGAUCCCACCUGGCUGAUGUCCACUGAGUCCGAAGGAGGCAGGCGGCUGAAGUGCGAGCUCUGAGGGGUUAAAGCGCUCGGGAGGUUAGACCAAGGCACGAUGCGGGAUCGGGUGCAACUGGCAUUUGCCUGCGCUUGACCUGCCAAGCUCCGGGUGGCAAGAACCUGGGCUUCGAAGGAGGCUCCCACCGCCUGCGUGCUGAGGGCUUUGCUGGCGCUGCCCAAUUGCACGGGUCACAGCUGCUGCGGGCUGCCCGGCCCAGAGAUCUCUGAUGGAAGCAUUUGCCAACAGCGUGGCCCUCCGGCGGCUGGGAGAGGCGCUCUCCAGCAUCCCGCCCCUGCAGAGCGCCCUGCUGCUGCUCCUCUCCCUGCUCGCCGCCAUCCACCUGGCGAAGCUCCUCCGGCGGCGGCGGCGCCUGGAGCCCCCGGGCCCUUUCCCGUGGCCCCUGAUCGGCAACGCGGCUCAGCUGGGCAGCGCCCCGCACCUCACCUUCGCCCGCCUGGCCCGCACCUACGGCGACGUCUUCCAGCUGCGCCUGGGCAGCCGGCCCGUGGUGGUGCUGAACGGCGAGCGCGCCAUCCGCGCGGCGCUCGUCCGCCAGGGGGCCGCCUUCGCCGGCCGGCCGCGCUUCCCCUCCUUCCAGCUGGUGUCCGGGGGCCGCAGCCUGGCCUUCGGCGGCUACUCCGAGCUGUGGAAGCUGCAGCGCCGGCUGGCGCACGCCACCGUGCGGGCCUUCUCCGGCGGCAGCCCGGCCCCGCGCCGCCUGCUGGAGCAGCACCUGCUGGGCGAGGCGCGGGCGCUGGUGGCGCUGCUGGUGCGGGGCAGCGCGGGCGGCGCCUUCCUGGACCCCGCGCGCGGCCUGCUGGUGGCCGUGGCCAACGUGAUGGGCGCCCUGUGCUUCGGCCGCCGCUCCGGCCACGGCGACGCCCACUUCCUGCGCCUGGUGGGGCGCAACGAGCAGUUCGGCCGCGCGGUGGGCGCCGGCAGCCUGGUGGACGCGCUGCCCUGGCUCCGGCGCUUCCCCAACCCGGGCCGCGCCGCCUACCGCGCCUUCCGCCAGCUCAACCGCGACUUCUACAGCUUCGUGCGGGGCAAGUUCCUGCAGCGCCGCGGCAGCCUGCGCCCCGGCGCCGCCCCCCGCGACAUGCUGGACGCCUUCAUCCGCCUCCAGCGGCAGCAGCCCCGGCUGCCGCUCGAGCACGUGCCCGCCACCGUCACCGACAUCUUCGGGGCCAGCCAGGACACCCUCUCCACCGCCCUGCAGUGGCUCCUCAUCUUCCUCCUCCGAUAUCCAAAGGUGCAGGUUAAAAUGCAAGAAGAAGUGGAUAGGAUUGUUGGCAGAGAUCGCUUGCCCUGUGCAGAAGAUCAACCUCAUUUGCCCUAUGUUAUGGCUUUCCUUUAUGAAUCCAUGCGUUUCAGCAGCUUUGUGCCAGUCACUAUUCCACAUGCCACCACAGUCGACACCUCCAUAAUGGGCUACCUCAUUCCAAAAGAUACAGUCAUAUUCAUCAAUCAGUGGUCAGUGAAUCAUGACCCAGAAAAAUGGUCCAACCCAGAGGAUUUUGAUCCAACAAGAUUCCUGGAUGAGAAUGGAUUCAUUAACAAAGAUCUUACUAGCAAUGUGAUGAUUUUCUCAUUGGGUAAACGUAGGUGCAUUGGAGAGGAGUUAUCCAAGAUGCAGCUCUUUCUCUUUACCUCCAUACUGGUACACCAGUGCAAUUUUAUUGCUAACCCAAAUGAGGACUCUAAAAUGGACUUCACCUAUGGGUUGACCAUUAAACCUAAGCCAUUUACAGUUAAUGUCACUCUUAGGGACACUAUGGAUUUGCUAGAUAAAGCUGUCCAAAGAUUGCAAGCUGAGAAAACAGUUACUGAAAAUCAUCUAUCAGCAAAUCUAUGAACACUGACAUUUGAAUAAAAUAUAUAAGGAUGCUCCCGCCUCGCUCUUUUUAGACUUAAAAUAAAAUAAAUAAUAAUAA
This is a messenger RNA of Dermochelys coriacea (leatherback sea turtle), 2217 nucleotides long. Its product is annotated as cytochrome P450 1B1. Gene Ontology annotation, molecular function: iron ion binding; steroid 17-alpha-monooxygenase activity; heme binding. Lineage: Eukaryota; Metazoa; Chordata; Testudines; Dermochelyidae. Bases 510 to 2138 code for a protein of 542 amino acids. Gene Ontology annotation, biological process: progesterone metabolic process; hormone biosynthetic process. The transcript is spliced from 4 exons. The record is from RefSeq and is a predicted model, not a curated record.